Messenger RNA from Serpula lacrymans var. lacrymans S7.9, 630 nucleotides. RefSeq lists its product as uncharacterized. The transcript is spliced from 6 exons. The record is from RefSeq and is a predicted model, not a curated record. The coding region runs from base 1 to 630 and encodes 209 amino acids. NCBI's taxonomy places the organism in Eukaryota, Fungi, Basidiomycota, Agaricomycetes, Boletales, Serpulaceae.
AUGUCUGAACAUGACAUUGAGACUAUGGCUGAUUUGGCCCUCAAGGGUACAAUUAUUGAUUGGAUCACACCAAAAGACCAGCAUCUUGACCCUCCACUGCACCGUAACAUUAAAUCUACAAGAGGUUUCAACCAUCCACGUACUGGUCGGCUGCUAUGUCCAGCAGGCCUCAAUUGGGAUGAUCCAGAUAUUCAAGCAAAACUGAAGACUGGUGAAAUCCAAGUCACCAGCAACCAAUGGCCCAUAUUUAUUUAUGCUAACUUUACCUACGACUAUGGUAACCCAUGGCAAGGUCUUCUCCAUAGCAACCUUCUUGUUCAGGCUUACAAACACAUAUCCUUGUUGCCAUCUUCUGUUGAUUCAAGCACAGAGUUUCGUGCUACACGGUCUUCAAAUACUUGCUUGCAUGGCAUGUCCCGGGUGACCCACUGCUCUAUCUUAUACAUUGCUACCCAAGUUUGUUUUGCCUUAUUAUCACAAUCUGUGUUCUCCCGCACCGGCACAGUCACAGAUUUAGAGGGUUUCUUCAACACCAUUAUGGAGUCGCUUCAAGACACUAAUGACAUUGAGGAAACCAAUGAUCUUCUUGCCUGGUGGGACCUUAAAAUAUUCCCUUUGUCUCUACGAUAA